Molecule: messenger RNA, 2542 nt
Organism: Brachypodium distachyon (stiff brome)
Lineage: Eukaryota; Viridiplantae; Streptophyta; Magnoliopsida; Poales; Poaceae
Product: glucose-6-phosphate isomerase 1, chloroplastic
Exons: 14
Coding region: 368-2239 (623 amino acids)
Biological process (GO): glucose 6-phosphate metabolic process; glycolytic process; gluconeogenesis
Cellular component (GO): cytosol
Molecular function (GO): monosaccharide binding; glucose-6-phosphate isomerase activity; carbohydrate derivative binding
Source: RefSeq, a predicted model, not a curated record
AAAGCCGUCACUUCCGAGGCUCUCGCCGUCCGUCUUCCGCCGUUCAGAUCUUUCCGCGCCCGGCCGGCGACAGCGUUCCUCUCACACGUGCCGCCGCGCGUCGUUCAUCCCACGUGGAGGCUGGCAUGUGGGCCCUGCAUACGUCCGGCGGCCCCGGUGACGUUUUCUAAUCUCGCCCUGCGUCUUCGUCUUCCCCCAGAUAAAGCCAAACCCAGCGAGGCGCCGAGAGGCCACCAACUCCUCGUGGACUCCAAAACUAAACCCUCCCCCACCUCUCUCUCAUCGGAGCCUCGGAGCUCUGCUGCGAGUUGGGUUCCCGUGAGCCCGUGACCAGCCCACCGCGCGACGUGCCACGACUCCGGCGGCGAUGGCGUCCAUCUCCGGCGCGGCGGCGCCGCCCUCCUCCUCCGCGUGCCGGCUCCGGCUCCGGAGGCAGCUCCUCAUGCGCCCCUCCCACCUCCGCCUCCGCGCCCCCCAUUCCAUCGCGGACCUCUCUCGCUCCUCCUCCUCCUCAUCCUCCAACUCGUCCCAAUCCUCCCACGCCCCCGCCCCGCCGCUCGCCACCAAGUCGCGGGGCCAGGUCGGCCACGGCGGCGCCGCGGUCGAGAAGGAUCCGAUCAAGCUGUGGGAGCGGUACGUGGAGUGGCUGUACCAGCACAAGGAGCUAGGCCUGUUCGUCGAUGUCAGCCGGAUGGGGUUCACGGACGAGUUCCUCGAGCGGAUGGAGCCGCUGAUGCAGCGGGCAUUCGUGGCCAUGGGGGAGCUCGAGAAGGGCGCCAUCGCCAACCCCGACGAGGGGCGCAUGGUGGGCCACUACUGGCUCCGCGACCCCGGCCUCGCCCCCAAUUCAUUCCUCCGCACCAAGAUCGAGAAGACCCUCGACCACAUCCUCGCUUUCUCCCACGACAUCGUCUCUGGCAAGAUUAAACCUCCGUCGUCUCAGGCCGGACGUUUUACUCAAAUACUCUCUAUAGGAAUUGGAGGAUCAUCUUUGGGGCCUCAAUUUGUUUCGGAGGCACUUGCACCUGAUAACCCCCCAUUGAAGAUAAGAUUUAUUGACAACACUGAUCCUGCUGGAAUCGAUCAUCAAAUUGCUCAACUAGGGCAAGAACUUGAAUCUACUCUUGUAAUUGUAAUUUCUAAGAGUGGUGGUACACCUGAAACCCGAAAUGGUCUCCUAGAAGUACAAAAGGCCUUCCGAGAUGCUGGACUGGAAUUCUCGAAACAGGGUGUUGCGAUUACUCAAGAAAAUUCAUUAUUGGAUAACACUGCCAGAAUAGAGGGAUGGUUAGAUCGAUUUCCUAUGUUUGACUGGGUUGGUGGUAGAACAUCAGAAUUGUCAGCUGUUGGUUUACUUCCAGCUGCAUUACAGGGUAUCGAUGUCAAGGAAAUGCUAGUUGGUGCAGCACUAAUGGAUGAGGAAACCAGGAACACCGUGGUUAAGGAAAAUCCAGCAGCCUUACUUGCAUUGUGUUGGUAUUGGGGUUCAGAAGGAAUAGGCAGUAAGGAUAUGGUUGUACUUCCUUACAAGGAUAGUCUGCUACUUUUGAGUAGAUAUUUGCAACAACUUGUCAUGGAAUCUCUUGGGAAAGAAUUUGACCUUGACGGCAACCGGGUUAAUCAAGGUCUAACUGUAUAUGGUAAUAAAGGAAGCACAGACCAACAUGCAUACAUUCAACAGCUGAGAGAAGGGGUGCACAACUUCUUUGUCACUUUUAUUGAGGUUUUGCGCGAUAGGCCUCCCGGUCAUGAUUGGGAGCUCGAACCUGGAGUUACAUGUGGUGACUACUUAUUUGGGAUGUUGCAGGGUACACGUUCUGCUCUUUAUGCUAAUGACCGUGAAUCCAUCUCCGUUACUGUGCAAGAAGUAACUCCUAGAGCUGUUGGAGCACUGGUUGCUCUUUAUGAACGUGCUGUUGGGAUUUACGCUUCUUUAGUAAACAUCAAUGCCUAUCAUCAGCCUGGUGUUGAGGCUGGAAAAAAGGCAGCAGGAGAGGUAUUGGCACUUCAGAAAAGGGUGCUGACUGUUCUGAAUGAGGCCAGCUGCAAAGACCCUGCUGAACCAUUGACCCUGGAAGAAAUAGCAGAUCGAUGCCACUGCCCUGAGGAUAUCGAGAUGAUAUACAAAAUUAUUCAGCACAUGGCAGCCAACGAUAGAGCGCUUAUAGCAGAAGGCAGCUGCGGUUCUCCUCGAAGCGUCAAGGUUUAUCUUGGAGAAUGCAAUGUAGACGACAUAUGAUUGCCACCAAGAUUUUUGGGGUUUGGAUCUGUGUAGAAUUGGGUGGACACCUGGAAUAAAAAGGAACAAUAGCAAAGGCUGGGGCAUGCAUAUUCCAAAUGUGCCGCUAGUUUGCUUCUGAUGGCAUCAUUGCCACUAUCUUGUGUUUUAGGGUACAGGAUUUUCUGUUUCAAUUGCCACCAAAUUACAAACAAGGGAGGAUACCCGGCAUACAUUACUUCCUUCAAAGUUUUUUUUGCCAUCGAUACACUCUGUUUAAUCUCAAUUCUGAUAUACACAUGCCAGCUCAGAGUUUGCAUUCAA